This is a messenger RNA of Ambispora leptoticha, 630 nucleotides long. NCBI's taxonomy places the organism in Eukaryota, Fungi, Glomeromycota, Glomeromycetes, Archaeosporales, Ambisporaceae. The record is from the annotation of a GenBank genome assembly.
AUGCAUCACGAUUCAAAAGAUCAUGAGAAUGCUCUUGAAUACGCGUUAUCAGGAUGUGAAUUGGCAACACGAAAAUCUCAAGAAAUGUGUCUGGCUCUAGAUCAAAGCUGCCUUGUAUUUGAUAAUAAUGAAUUGGCGGAAAUUGUGUAUCGUACAAUUAUUCGAUCAAAUCUGAAAGCUGGUUGGGUUUGGAAACGAUUGGGAUUUCAUGAAUUGGCCAAUAAAAAUUAUACAGAUGUAAUCCCAGCUUUUCAAGCAUCUUUGCGAACCAACUCUAAGGAUAUCCAAUGUUUGGAAGGGUUCUUCAUCGAAGCAAUAGAACAUUACAAAAUCACAAUAGAAAAAGCCAAGGAAAAAGGCGAGCCGGAUCAUUUCCCAUCGCUGAAAAGUUCUGGCGAUAAUUAUCUGACACUUGCCAAAGAGUAUUUUCAAAUGGGAUCUUAUGGUCGUGCUGCUGAUUCGAUAGCUGAUGGAUUUACUUUACGGAGUGUUAUUGAGAAUCUGGAGCCGUCUGAUAUCAAUAAAAAGCUGGGAUUUCCUAAUGAAAUUGAUGGUAGUGCAAUUAGAAGCAUUACAGAAGAGAAUGAUUCUAUCAUUGACGUGUACUCCGCAAUUUUAACUUGCUCAUGA